ACGACAGCGACGGCACUAGCACGGCUACGGCGACGACGCAUCGCGCAUCCAUGAAUGCAUUUAUCCAUCAGAGAGUGAGCAGUGAGAGAACGGUCAACGGGCGGUUCAUAAGUAUACUUAUGUGGUAUUUGGUGUAUAGUGCAGUAUGGUAUGUACACUACUCCUAUACUUGUACACUUCAUUACACCACACGUGUGUAUAGUAAUAGUGUAUAGUGAGUGUGUACUGUGUAUUCGUUGCGCGAGUGCGGACUGCGGAGUCGCCGGAGUGUCGAGACUUGAAGUCGAGACUCGAGACUCAUGUCGGGAAGAGGAGAGAAGGGCAUCAGGCAGGGGCGCUUCCUGUGUGUACUUGCGGCACUGGCCUAAAAAAAGAGUCUCGCACAACACUGCAGCUCUGCAGCUCGGGCUGCACGAGAACAAACGCGUAUGUACCUAUAUAGGCGCGAAGCGAAGCAGCAGCAACCGAACUUUUGCAGAACAGUAGCGCAGCGAUCGUGCGCGCAUGUGUGCGAGCGAGAGAAGCGGAGAUCGAGUGCGCGAGCGGGCGCAGAGAAGCGAGAAAGAGAGAGUGUCGAGGAGACGAGCUAGAGGAAAAGGACGGAGCAGGCAGGCGGACGGGCGCAGGCUGUUCGCGAGAGCGAGCCAAGCUGAACGAACGCGCGCGGCCCGGAUGUCGUUUCAAUGCAACGAAAAUGGUGAACUUUGCGAGAAAGUGGGUAUCGAGUAAACGUCGCAGACGAGACAGCUCUAGCCACCAUGACAGAGGCGUCGGAGGAUGGUAACUAUUUGGUGAGGGUACGGGCACAGGUGAUGACUCGGGAUGAUAGUUCUGGAGGUUGGGUUCCAUUGAGUGGAGGAGGUCUGGCAAAUGUCUCUGUCAGAAGAAGAUCGAUUGCUUUCACAGGGACACAUCAGCCUGGUACAAUAAACGGAACCAGUAUACCUACAACGAUAGCAAUCACCCCUGCACCCUCUACCACCAACUCUGCGCAUUCUACAGGCACAAUUACAAACAGUCAAGGUCAUGGUUCACUGAGCAAUUCUCCACCAGCUGUACCAAAAAGGAGAUAUGAAUAUCUUAUUUAUGGAAAAAGGAUCACAGAUCAAUCUGUUGUGCUUAGCUGCACUAUAAAAAAAGAUUUUGAGUAUAACAAAGUGAUGCCCACGUUUCAUCAUUGGCGUACAGGAGAGAAAAAAUUUGGACUGACUUUUCAAACAGCUGCUGAUGCACGUGCUUUUGAUAAAGGCGUUCGGACUGCAGUUCAGGAAUUAUUAGAAGGACUUGCUGAACAAUCUUCACUGUCCAAUGAAAAUGGCCAAGCAGAUGGUGCUGGCGAUGAUGAAGUUUUUAUGACGCUUAACUUGCCAGUAGAGCCACCGGAACCACGUCAGUCGACAGACGCUACGCCUCGUGGCAUAGUUCGAAUACCGAAUUAUCAUUCUCAGUGUUCAGAUCUCCUGGAUUCUCAUAGACCCAUUCACUAUAUAGACAGUUCAUCGAUUGUCAAGAUGCCCCCUCAUCAUCACAGCUUUCAUUCACAAUCGCAACACCAACACCAUCAUCCGCUUGAGUCCAGGACGACCGAUAUUGCUUCCGAUAACUAUCCCUACGUACAGUUGACAACGCUCAACCACGAGUACCUGUAUCCAGUCAUAGACGACCAACAGCAGCAGCAACAGCAGCAACAGCAUCAAUACCAUAAAACGGAGCGAUUGGAUCACAGUAGCUCAACAGGAUCGCUGAAAAAACCAGACAUACUCGCUCAGCAGCCGACGAAAGCUUCUAGCGGUAUGACAGGGAAAACUGGUCGGGCAAAUUUAAGGUUACGCUGUAAGCAUUGUCAGGAAUUGUACACAGAGCAGCACAAUCCGAGGGGUGCUUGUGAAUACGCUCCAGAUCCUGUGAGACGCGGCAUCGCAACUGUGUCAUGCCUAUCAUGCGCUCAAUGCAUGUUAUAUCACUGCAUGAGCGACGCCGAAGGUGAUUUUGCACAAAAUCCUUGCAGUUGCAGCACAGAAGAAGGCUGCAGUCGACGAUGGCUUGGGCUGGCCCUGCUGUCUCUCAUUGUACCGUGCCUCUGGAUUUACCCUCCGCUCCGGGCGGUCCACUGGUGUGGCAUGUCUUGCGGCAUGUGCGGCGGGCGCCACCAUCCCAUGGAAUAACUGGAGGAGCCCUUUGAUAUCUCUGCAUCGUUCUCUGCUUACAAUGUGUCCAGGACAAUCACGGUGGAUCCUGCAAAGCGCAGGCUUAACACUGCCGUGGCCAACGUCUAUGAGUGUCACGACCUUAGCAUGGGACGGUGCCAGAGAUACCAAAGGGGUAGGCAGCUACCGGUACACGCGCUCAUCCAUCAGCGUCAUCUCUGAAGAAAACCACUAAGGAACUUGCAUAAACUUUUACACAAAUAAACUUGCUUACUUUUGAUCGGGUGCGCACAAAAAUGCACGAAUACGCAUGGGGAAAUUGGGUUCUCCGCUCAAGAUCAAGUUUUAUUGCAAGACAGUCCCAUGCAGUGAAGUUAUGCGUUACAAAUACUGAGAAUUUAAUUAAUCUUAUUAUAAUACUAUGAUAAAACUAUGAUUACAAGAAUUGGUUAAAAGCCCAAGAACCCAAUACCAACAUUGCAUACUAUCGUUCAUCUUGUUUUUGGAUACUUUUGACUAGACAAUGAAAAGCGAAUUGUUUAUACAGAUUUAUAUAAACUGUAGCAAAACUCAUUGCUAUGGUUUGUCACUGAAAAAGUUGUGAUAAAUUAUUUGAUCACGUCAUUCUAAUAAUUUUUAUACUGUAAUAGAAUAUGUUCUUUGUAACAAACGUUCUGUUGAUUAACAGUUCUAAUUUCUUUUGUUUAUUUUGGAAAUAUUUAAGACUAGUUAUGAAAAUUUAUCAAAUACGUUUUGUAAAACCUUCUGUCGCUUAAAGUAAGGAGGAUCAUUAAGUAGGUGCUAUUGAAUGAAAAUAGAAUUCACGUAUUUCUUACUUAAACGAAUAGCAUUAUAAUUAUAACAAUAAUCCAAGUUUUGUAUAAAAAUUUAUUACAAUUUAAAAAAUUUACUGUAUUUGAACUGUUGACACUUGAAAGUUGCUGAAAUAUGAAUUUUCUUGAAAGUGUCUUGUCUUGUUUAAAACGUGAAAAUUCUAAAUUCUCAAGUGUCCAAUCCAAUUUUAGCGGUAGCAAAUGUAUAAAAUGAGAUGUUACACGCAAAAACACACACGGGACAGAAUUAGCGAAACGGUUAUGCCGAGACGCAUUUAUCCCAUAAAUACAGUUGUAUAUUCCGUAUGUUUUGUAUAUUUUGUUAUUCGCCUAUUGUGAAGGAAUGGUAUAUCUAGUUUUUUAUCUUUGUAUUUUAGAAUCUAUGCUCAAUCAUCGAUUCCCAGCAAGCCAAAGCGUAUGAGUAACAUAAUGUGGUUGUUAGUCUCGGCGUUUGAGAAUUUUAAAUAGAAUUGGCAAGUCAACGAUACCGCAGCGCCAAAAAGCCCAUGCUAAUUUCCAUAAAGUGGCGAAUUUUCGAAGCAGAGCAACACCCGAUAUAUAUAUAUAUAUAUAUAUAUCUAUAUAUAUAUACACACACACACACACACACAGCUUUGAAAACUUACCGCCUUGUGAAAAUUAACAUUGGCUUUUUGGCGCUGCGGUAUCGUUCAAUUGCUAAUAAAGUCUUGCCUGUAUAUGAUUAUUAACAUUAACCCUCAAUUAGAUGUCAUAUAAUAAACGAAAAAUUUGGAAUAUAUUUUAAAGAUAUUUUUUACGAUAUAUAUAUUUUACGUCAUAUUUCUUACGAAGACUUGUACUUGUACGAAAUAUGAUUUAAAUUUGCGAGAAAUUUCAUUUUCAAUUAUAGUUUGAUAGAUCUUUUACUGAUUCAAGCAAUAUCAUGAUCUCUAAUCAGAGGGUUAAAAUUUAAAUGAUCUUUAAACUUCGCCAAUGCUUACACAAAUGUGUUUAUGUAUGAACGCAAUCGUCCUAGUAGUUAAAUGAUAAUCUUAUUCAUAUUGUUAUAAGUGUAAAACUUUUUAAAAUUAUUUACGUAAAAAACUCCAUUCCUUUAACUAGGCAUGCCGGAUAUUGAAAGAGUUACAUAGAUCGUUUGAUCUUUGCAUUCGAAUUUGUUAUUGUAAAUAAUAGUUAAAAUUAGCAAUGUUUGAAUUGAGAACCUGAUUAUCAACAAUUAAUAUGUACAGCUGCGACAGGGUAAAAACUUGCAGCAGAAUUAUUUUUUAGUGUGAAAUAUUUUUUUAACAAAAUCAAGAAAAAUACAAACAAAUGUAUAACCGUGCAUUUAUACUUUUAGAAUUUUAGACAGAAUUCAAGCAAGAAGGCCAGAAAGAUAAAUGGUCGGCUUGCUCGAUUCAACCAUUGCUUAAGAGGAAAAUUAAGAAUUUACGUGCUUUCGUUCGCUAAUAAUUGGAUAUACGUACUAACGUAUUUUAGAUAUAUCGCUUGGGCGAUAUGUAAUAUAUAAACAUGAAUUUCUGCUUAUGCAGAAGAAUUAUCUCAAAUAUUUUUGACAUAUUUUUUGUUAUUUAUAAUUUUUACGAAUUCGCAGUAUCGCAGACCGAGGUAGACAACCUUGCUUCUCGCUAUGUUUGUCAACCGUCUUUUGUAUGUGUGUGUAUAUGUAUUAUAUCUCCACACGCACACACACACGCGCAAAAUAUUAAACUAUAUAACAGUAUUUUAGUUUGUGCGUUAUGUUUCGAAGGCGCUGAUAAAUUGUAACCUACUAAAACUGAAAUUUGUAGAUUCUUUGAUGUUUUUUUUUCGGCGCAUAUUUUUGUGAAAAAUGAAAAACAAACAAACCAUGUAACAACGAAUUAUUAACGUUCUUUUACGUAUUAUUUGUUCACGCACAUACAUAUUUUCCUUUGUUACACAAUGAAAAAAAAAAAAAAAUAUUUCGAAAGUUGUGAUGAAUUUGAAGAAUUUAUAUUUGUCUAACGUGUAAUCUUUCCACUGAUAACUGCUUUUGUACGUAUGGAAAUUGUUUAAUAGUCUGGUAUUUGUACAAUUUUUUACUUGGUAAUUUUCGUAUGUUUUUUUAAAGAUAGGUUUAAAGAAAAAUAGUGAAUGAUCAAUUGUCUAAUUAUACUUAAGAAAACUUGAUUGACAAAAAAAAUCAUGUAUGUUUGUUUCACCUUCAGUAAAUUAGUUGCAGAAAUGGUUCGUCACUAAUAUACCGAUUCUAUUUCAAAUUAUAAAAGUUAUAUUACUGAUAUCAACUGAGACGUUGAAACACGAUCUUCUCAAACGUAUGGAGCAAAAGCAUAAACAUACGAAAUCAUAAAAUUUAAAUCAUUACAAAAUUUCUAAAAUAACCCAAUAAAUUAUAUUAUACAAAAGUAAUUAAAAAAAAAAUAAGCAUAUUUCAAACCUCUUCCUGGUAUAACCACCUCAAAUGUUUUAAUAGUAAAAUUCUAAAAAUUUUGAAAUGGAAUCGAUCUGUUAUAAAAUAAUAAAUAAAACGAAUUUUUGUUCAAAUGGACUAAGGCUGAAAAUUGAUAAUAAUAUGUUUAUUGAAAUAAGAAAGUAUUUUUUUUUAUAAUACGUGAAGAAAAAGGUUUCUUUUGCUGCCUAUAAAGUGAAAUAAAAAAUGAGUAUUUUGACUCCACUAUUUUCAUUUUCAACUUCUUUUUAUUGCAGCUCGAAUAUUUGAAACAAUUUUCCAUAAUUUAGUAUUUAUUGGUUGAUAUUGAAAAUGUUGAAUAUGUUAUAUAUUAACUUACAAAAUGGAUGUCUCGAAACCCUCGUAGAAGUCGUUCUAUUUCCUAGCCAGAACUAACCAGUAACAGAUUAUGAAAUGCCGUUUAUGACACAUAGUGGUCUGUUACUGGCUGGUACUGGCUAGGGGGUAGAAUGAUUUCUACCAUCAGGGAAAACGCAAUGCUCAAUCUAAUUUAUGCAUGGGCCAAGAAAGAUAGCAUUUUAAUGCAUGUUUCACAAAAAUAUGGUGAUCAACAAGGGGCAAAUAUAUACAUUUCGAUACUAUAGCUUGAAAGAGUUGAUUCAUUUUCGAGUGAAUAAUCAUUUUUCGCCAAUGUGUGAAACGUUAUUUUUUAAUACAGAGGGUACAAAAUGCGAUUUAUCACAUUUUCGUCCUUAGUAGUGCAAUGCACUAUUAUUAGGAUAAAAUUGAAACAACUUUGAAGUACAAAAAUUACUUUUAAAGAUGAAUUGCAUUGAUUAAAACGAACGUGUUUGUUUCACUGAUUCUCGCACUGUCAAAUUGUGAUUACGCCUUCGUUAAUUUUGUUUAUUAAUCUUUUUCAAGAACACAAAUUAGAGUAAACACAAUAUCUAUCGUCUAUACUCCAGUAUCUUGCCAUUUUUAAUAAGUAUACAUACACGCGAAACUUAUGAGACUUAAGAAACAGAGGAUUGAAUAGUUAUUACUAUCUUCGUAUUAAGUUGUAAGAGAUUUUUUAGUUUUCGAAAUUCUAAUCCGCUUGUAAAGCUUCGGAGACGUAUAUUUAAAAUGUUAAGACGCUCGCGUUAAUGAAGAUAUACAGAUAUACGCUAUAACCUACUUGCUACAGAGAUGAAAUUGGUUAUUAUUGCAGGUCAUUUAAUAAUUUUCUUAAUCGUAUUAAAUACAUAAUCACUUAUUAUUCAGAUAUGUAUGAUUUAAUUUAAAAGAAUACAACAAUUCAACUUGUUGUACAUAGGAAUAAACAAUAAAAAAUCAGUUUUUCACAUGAGAUUUUGCUGCGCUAUAGCUGCACCGGAGUUUGAAGGACUCAACUUUUCAAGUCUGAUUUUUUUAGGCUCGUUGUGCGCUUGUCAUAUAGCUUUCUUCAUGUAAUCACGAAUACGAAUCUGCGUCCUUUGUCUUUUCAUCUUAAUCCAUAUAUCGAACGUCAGCGUCGUCGACAUAACAAUAUAUGUAUGAUGUAUAUACAUGUGUGUGGAUAUAUAUAUGCAUGCACGAUUAAAUGGAAGUUAAUAAGAAGAAUUAACCCUGUAAUAAAACGACGAUUGCAAUGAUGAAUGUAAACGACCGACUAAAUAAAAGAAUAUGUAUAGAAUGCGCAAGAGCUUUUUUAGAUAAAUAUUAGUGUGUUCGAUUUUGUAUUAAACUUUUUUACGGUUUUUGUAUUUAUACGUAUCAAAAUGCGUUGGCUUACUCCUAAAGGGCUCAAAGGAGUACUCCAUUCGCUUUUUGAUUAUAGAGUAGCACGUAGUUGUGUAUCAAGUAGUUGGAUGAUCAGUUAUUCUAUACACUUAUUCACACGAUCGUUACGAAAUUCAAAAACCAUGCAUCAGAAACAUUUGCUCUUCUGUGCCGCCAAUAAUCCAAACUAAGUAUGCACAGAUCCAAACAAAGCGAAAAUGAAAACUUAUGAUCCUCUACUGUAUUAUUAUCAUACUACCUUUUCGCCGUUGCGUAUAUGUAUAUUAUAUGCGCCGUUAUUUUCAUCGUUCGCGAAAAAUAAUAAUAGAACUUUUAAAGUUAGCGAGCUAAACUUUCGCUGUAUAUAUCAAAUGCGUUAUAAUUAUGCCUAGAGAUUUUGGUUCGUUACUUGCGGUUAUCCAGCGCAGACAAGUAUUUUCAAACUCACCUUUUGUUUGCAGUUGCCCUACUAUACAGGUAUUCUAAUAGUAUAUACUGCACACAUGAUAAGAUCGCGCGCAUAUUAUAUUUUCUAUAGAAUACCUUGUACCUGGAUGGAAAAUAAUAUAUAUAUUUUGAAUAAUCGAGUUGUUGUUAAAUAUUGAAAAUUUUAAAUUAAAUCAGUAGGUCUUGAACGACAGUGCCAGCUUGCAUAGUAGAACAAGUGAAAGAAAUAUGUAUAAAUAUUCGUGAAAAUGACCUCCAAUAAAUCGCAAAAGAUUGUUUUAUUCUGCAUCAGCGUGCGUGUAUAGUCGUAUUUAUAAAAGGGAUAUUUUUUCGUACUAUUCUAUGAAAGUGUAAACUUCUCUUCGAAACAAAUAAUUGAAGAUCAUAAAUUAUUUCAAGACUUGAUAUAUAAACCACUCCAAGUUUAUGGCUAUUUGAAAAAGAAAAGUUUCGGUUUUGUUUAUUGAGCAAUACUCGUCUAGAUUUUGCAUAAAACACUCCUCGUCGCGGUGAAAAUAUAUUAUUAAUUUUGGGAUUGCUAAAUAUAUGUCAGUGCAAACAAAAAUUCUUAAUCCGAGAUAAAAUACACAUGUUAUAUAAAAAUUCGUACAAGUACAUGAUACAACAUCAAAAGAGUACGUUUAAUGAUUUCCAGUUGUGUAAAUAUGUAUAAUGUGUAUAAUGUUCGUUUCAAUCAUUAAAUUGCAAAAACGUUGCUCGCAUGAACCCGAGAAACUACGUAUAGUCUUGUCGAUUUUUGACUCAUUUUCUACUUGCUGCAUAUACAACGGACUUAAAGAGUAUGAAACCGCAACAAAUAAAAUUCACUUGAUUUUUUCCCCUCAAAACUAAAGAUAUAAUAUUUUUCCAAAAGCAUGAGACUUGUUGCCAUAAAGUCGAUCGUUUAUAGAAGGAAAAUUUUGUAAUUUUUACCUAGUAUAUAUUCUCUACUAUAUCGUUAUAUACUCUGUGCGUAAAUCUCGCUUAAGAAAAAAAGAGACUGCGAACCUCGUUGUUUUUCUUUCAUUUAUCCUCGAGACGUCAUAAAAGUACAAAAACUAUAUUUUGCCAUCAGGUCCCAUGUGAUUCGACUAACAUUAUCAAAUGAGGAUACGCGUGCUUGAAAUAAGUGCAAGUGAACGCGAUUAAGUAGACGUAUUAUAAAUAUAUACAAAAUAAUUUAAGUGUAAGUCAGGUUGUUUGUGAGAGUGAUUUAAUUAUAACUGAACCAGAGAUUAAGCGUACGCCUGCAAACUCGAACAAAUAUAAUAAAGACAGAUGAACAAGAGAAAAACCAUUUAUAGCACAGUGUGGCUAAAAUCGGCUGUUAAGUCACGCCUAUCUGUGACUAAAGAAUAGGCGAGACUUGCGGAUUUUAGCAGUCUGUGCAAUAAAAUUUUAUACGAUACUCUUGACUUAAAUGGUUCAGUUUUACACGGCCCCGUGUAAAAAAGAACCAUUUAAGUCACACGUAUCGUAAUGUACUAAUUAUUAUGAGGCGUCUAUAAUAUCAUACAGAUCAACAAAUAAAGCGAAGUUUGUGAAUAGAAAAUACGUAAAUGUGAUGAAAAAGACAAACGCACGCAAAAAAAGAUUUAAUCGCAAGCGCGAGAUGCAUAAGCCGCGAUAAUAACAAUUAUCGGCGCAUGUGACAAAUUCAUAGGUGUAUAAAAUGAAACUGCAAGUAUAAUGACGUUCGCGAACCUAAUCAUUGUGAAAACAUGAAUUAGAUGACAUUGAAUGCGUAUAGGAAAGCACGUGUCUAUAUAAUUAUAAUUAUAAGUGCGCAAGGAAAAUUCACGCGCCGAAGUCGCUGAUCAAGUGGCUUGUCAUCUUAAAGUCGCGCCGAGGGAAAACUUUGUAACGUAAACAUUGCAAGGUUUCAACGAAAAAAAUUUUAAUUCGCAAAAUUCAUUGUAUCAUAAAUGUCUAAAAUUCUUGUAUCACUAUGUAAUUAAAAACAAAAGUGAAAAAGAACAUGUAUUAUAAUCCUAAUGUAUGAAAAGAAUAAAUCUAUUGUAUCAUGAAUAUUA
Messenger RNA from Nasonia vitripennis (jewel wasp), 9598 nucleotides. RefSeq names its product sprouty-related, EVH1 domain-containing protein 2 (gene Spred). The transcript has 7 exons. The coding region runs from base 759 to 2165 and encodes 468 amino acids. Lineage: Eukaryota; Metazoa; Arthropoda; Insecta; Hymenoptera; Pteromalidae. The record is from RefSeq and is a predicted model, not a curated record. Gene Ontology annotation, biological process: negative regulation of MAPK cascade; multicellular organism development. Gene Ontology annotation, molecular function: protein kinase binding. Gene Ontology annotation, cellular component: membrane.